Messenger RNA from Selaginella moellendorffii, 2481 nucleotides. Its product is annotated as LRR receptor-like serine/threonine-protein kinase FLS2. The coding region runs from base 1 to 2394 and encodes 797 amino acids. The record is from RefSeq and is a predicted model, not a curated record. NCBI's taxonomy places the organism in Eukaryota, Viridiplantae, Streptophyta, Lycopodiopsida, Selaginellales, Selaginellaceae. Gene Ontology annotation, molecular function: protein binding. The transcript is spliced from 2 exons.
AUGGCCAUGUCUCUCGCGGAUUUGCUGCUGCCUUUGUUUCUACUCGUCUUUCUCACAAGAUCCCGGUCACAGUGCCCCACAAAUCCAUCCGCAAUCGUGAACGACACACAGGUUCUUCUCUCUCUCCGUGACAGGCUUGGCAUCAAAGUGUGGAUCGAGACUGCCAAUCCAAGAGCAUGGCGGGGAGUGGAGUGGAGCUCGGACAACCAAGUGGAGGGCCUCGCUCUGUCCAGGUUUAAUCUCUCGGGAGUUUUUCCUGCCACCUGGGCCGAGCUUCCAUCGCUGGCUCGCCUGGACCUCUCGCAAAACGGCCUCUCCUCGCUGGAAGUCCCUUGCAAAAAUAUGCAGCUCAACCUCCUCAACUUGAGCUCCAAUUCCCUGCAAGAGUUCCCCGGAAAUCUCUCCAGCCUCGAGAGUUUGGAAAGCCUGGACCUCAGUGGGAACUUCUUAACAGUGGCCGGACUCCCAAAGUUUAGCUUGACGCUGCGAUCGCUCAACCUGUCCAUCAACAACUUAACUGGGAGCUUUUCCAUUGGUGGUAACCUGGGACUGGAGGCACUGGAACUCUCGCACAACGGCCUCAGCGGCUCCAUUCCAGAAACUUUCGGGGAGAUGACGAACUUGACGCGCCUGGACAUAUCGUAUAACAGGUUUAGAGGAGAUCUACCCGAUAUUUGGAGCAAGAACUUGGAGCUCAGGUACAUGCGUAUCUCCAAAAAUUCGCUCCAGGGUGGUUUGCCACCGAGCUUGAGAAGGCUACGCAAGCUCUCGGUUUUACACGCUGCCUACAACUCUCUCUCCGGGCCACUGGAGCUGGAAGAUGGCGACUUUGCAAGCAUCGAGGUUUUGAACCUCGGGCUAAACGGGUUUAGCGGAACGAUCCCGGCUACUCUGGGAGGCUUGAGGAACAUCAGAGAGAUAUGGCUCGACAGCAAUAACUUGACUGGAACAAUCCCAGGCGAGCUCUCGAAGCUCUCGCAUCUCCAGAAGCUGGUUCUCAGGGGGAAUCGUUUUAGUGGCGCCAUACCUCUGGAGCUUGGAAACUGCUCGAACAUCAGAGAGAUAUGGCUCGGCAGCAAUAACUUGACUGGAACAAUCCCAGGCGAGCUCUCGAAGCUCUCGCAUCUCCAGCUGCUGGUUCUCACGGGGAAUCGUUUUAGUGGCGCCAUACCUCCAGAGCUUGGAAACUGGUCGAACAUCAGAGAGAUAUGGCUCGACAGCAAUAACUUGACUGGAACAAUCCCAGGCGAGCUCUCGAAGCUCUCGCAUCUCCAGAAGCUGGUUCUCACGGGGAAUCGUUUUAGUGGCGCCAUACCUCCGGAGCUUGGAAACUGGUCGAACAUCAGAGAGAUAUGGCUCGACAGCAAUAACUUGACUGGAACAAUCCCAGGCGAGCUCUCGAAGCUCUCGCAUCUCCAGAUGCUGGUUCUCAACAGGAACGACAUGGGCGGGGAGCUCCCUUCCGGACUCUCCAACUGCACCGAGCUCGUUAGUCUCUGGCUGGACCAGAACAAGUUCUCUGGAAAUCUCCCUGACAGCUUCGGGAAUUUGAGCCGCCUGCUCGCUCUGGGGCUUUCCAGCAACGAUCUUGUCGGUUCAAUCCCGGCCAUGUUGCAAAACAUGUCGUCUCUGCAGUUCCUCAUCCUCGAAAACAACAGAUUCAGUGGCUCCAUACCGGACUGGCUUCCCAGGCUCACGAACUUACGAGCCAUGGACUUCUCGGGUAACAGGUUCUCUGGGGAGAUGCCGGAAAGCAUUGGCCGACUGUUUGCCAACGUCCAGCUUUACAACCAGAACAAACGGUCUGUGAUGAUUCAAACCACGCGAGGACUCCUCUACAACGGCUUCGCCUACCCGACCUCCAUAGACUUCUCCUUCAACCAGCUGACUGGAAGCAUUCCAGCUGCCAUUGGCGACCUCUACAAGCUCCAGGUGCUGGACCUGAGCCACAACCAGCUAACAGGUCCCAUUCCCGAGUCCCUGGGGAAGGCAAGGAAUCUCUCCGAGGUGGCGCUUGCGAGCAAUCGUCUCAAUGGCUCCAUACCAUCGUCCGUGGCGGACCUCUCGUUUCUCACCAUCUUCGACGUCUCCAACAACAGCCUGGUGGGACGGAUACCUGACAGCCCGCAACUCUCGUCCAUGGACGCGGCUCUCUUCGCUGGGAAUCAGCUCUGUGGCUUGCCACUGACCAACACCUGUUCGAGCACUGCUAUGCUGCCACAUAAGCCUAGAACAGAGGGACAAGGUGGUAGCGAACAGGACCAAAGAGAAGUGACAAUUGUCAGCGUUGCCAUCUUCGUGGCAGCCUUCUUCAACGCGUUCUUCUGGACCUACUUUGCGGCAAACCACAGAGCUCAUUCCCAGCUCUGUGGAUGCUGGCAAUCAAAUCUCUAGCUCGUCCACCAUGUUGCUGCCGUCCUUUCUACCUUUCAGUUUGUAAUCGACCGCUUGAUGAAGUGAACUCUUCUUAUCCGCUUUCAA